Aricia agestis (brown argus) is the source of this 1552-nucleotide messenger RNA. RefSeq lists its product as uncharacterized. The transcript is spliced from 2 exons. NCBI's taxonomy places the organism in Eukaryota, Metazoa, Arthropoda, Insecta, Lepidoptera, Lycaenidae. The coding region runs from base 113 to 1552 and encodes 479 amino acids. The record is from RefSeq and is a predicted model, not a curated record.
GCCCGUUAGUCUGCCCUAGGAACGCGUGGCGUUUGCGCGUGCUUGGCGUGUGUUCACGUACAAUUAAGUAUUUCAGUUAGCGGCGACCGUAUUUUUGAUCUCUCUAUUAGUCAUGUCGAAAAGAAAAUGUAUAUUUUCUGACAGUUUAAAAAGUCAAUACAAGAUGUUCAAAUCUGGCAAAGAGCCAUGGGACGCAAAAUGUGUAAUUUGUGAUCAAAUAAUUUCCAUUGCUAAUAAGGGCAAAGCUGACUUAGAAAAGCAUUUAAAUACCGAAAAACACAAAAUGAAGAUUCGUAGUACGGCAUCUACAUCAAGAAUUGAUAUUUUCAUGGAAUCCAAUGCGAACUUAAAUCUUCAACGGAGCGUUCGGGCCACAGAAGCUACUCUGGUUUAUCAUACCGUUAAACAUCACGAAUCAUUUAACUCUCUAGAUUGCACAGCUCCACUUUGCAAGAGUAUAUAUCCAGAUUCGAAAAUCGCAAAAGAUGUAACCUGUUCCCGCUCAAAAGCUGAAGCUAUCCUAAAAAAUGUUUUAGGCCCAUUUGCCCAAGAAAAUAUGUUAAAAGAAGUGUCAAAAAUCAGAUACUUGAGCGUCUCCACAGAUAGUAGCAACCAUGGUGCUAUUAAGCUAUUUCCUGUGCUUAUACAAUAUUUCAACCCUGAAAAGGGAGGAAUUCAAGUUAAAUUACUGGAGCUACAGGCCUUACCGAACGAGACUGCUGAAACAAUAUCCACUUACAUACACACCAUUUUGACGGACAAAAACUUAUUGGAUAAAUUAAUAGCUUUUUCAGCGGACAACACCAAUACUAACUUUGGCGGUAGAGAGAGAAGUGGGACCAACAGCGUCUACAGUAGACUCAAAUCAGCUACUCAAAACGAUGAUAUGGUCGGUGUUGGAUGUAUUGCACAUAUCUUCAGCAAUUCCGUACAUCACGCAAUCGAAUCUUUACCAAUCUGUGUAGACAGCAUAGUGAUGCAAAUGCACAACCAUUUUGCCAGCUUCACAGUUCGUACUGAAGCUUUAAAAAAAGUUUGUUCAGAAUUGGAAAUUGAUUUUAAACGUAUGCUUAGCCAUUCAAAAACCCGCUGGCUAUCUCUUUAUCCCGCCAUAGAGAGAAUCUUGCAAAUGUACGAGCCAUUAAAGUCAUACUUUCUUUCACUGAGUUAUCCGGCCAGAACAUUGCAAAUGUUUUUCGAAAAUGACUUCUCUGAGUGUUAUUUAUGGCUCUUACAUUCUUUCAUGUCUAUAUACCAAAGCCGAAUCAAACACACUGAAACUGCUGAUAUUUCUGUCAAUGAAGUAAUUGAUCAGUGUUCGCAAGUAGUGGAAAAUAUAAACGAAAGAUUGGAACAAAAUUUUUGCCCCAUGAAAGUGACCGAAAUUUUACGGCGUUUAUCGGAGGCUCGUCGGGAUGAGGUAGAAGAUUUUAAACAAAACAUGAGAAGAAUGUACAAUAUUGCCAAAGAUUACCUGAAUUCCUGGACCAGUGAAUUUUGUACUGACCUAAAACACUUUCAGUGGAUGACUUUAGCUAAUAUUCCAAGCUAG